Branchiostoma belcheri (Belcher's lancelet) is the source of this 2286-nucleotide messenger RNA. RefSeq names its product coiled-coil domain-containing protein 173-like. The record is from RefSeq and is a predicted model, not a curated record. Lineage: Eukaryota; Metazoa; Chordata; Leptocardii; Amphioxiformes; Branchiostomatidae. The coding region runs from base 101 to 1690 and encodes 529 amino acids. The transcript is spliced from 8 exons.
UACCAAAACAUUGAACACAGACUAAGAGAUAGAUGAUCAUGAAUAUAUAUUUUCUACAUCUACAGUUACACCUACAGAGAACGGCCAGCAUACAGAGUUCAUGGCGCCGGGUGGGACAGAUCUCCGAGACGUGAUGGUUCUGUCUAAGAAGGAUUUUGAGCGGAUCCAAGGAACGCUGACAUACGGGACUAUGCAGAACCGAGAGGCACAGAAAGCACAGCGCAUCCGCGAGGACAAGGAGGCUCUCCACUCACGGUCCAAGGAUGUGGUCAAGAACUGGGCGAACACUAUCGCUGGCCAGCGGCAGAAGAGGCUGGAAGCUCGUAAGAUCCGUGAGGAUAUCGAGGAGGCUGAACGUGUGCAGGUGGACAUUGAAGAGGCAAAGUACCAGGCAGAGCAGCGGAGGAAGGCCAUAGAGAAGGCCAAAACACAGCAGUACUACCAGACUGACAGGGUCAAGGGCUUCCAUGGUGCCCUGCUGCUGACGGAGGUUCUGAAGGAGCGUGACGCGCAGGUGGAACUGAAGCAGGCGAAGGAACGAGCCAAUCAGGGCAAAGAUAAGGAGCUGCUGCGGAAGUUCCAGGAGGACCGGGAGCGUGCAAUCCUGGAGGACCAGAUGGCCGCCAGGAAACGCUACGAGGAGAGGGCCACCGUCGCCAACUUCCAGAUCAAACAGAUCCAGGAGCACCAUCAGGCUCUGGAGGCGGAGGACCAUGAGGACCGGCGGGAGGGUCAGGAGAUCCAGCGGCUGGCCAGGCUGCACGAGUGGGAGCGCAGGAAGCUCGACGACCUGCGCAGACAGGAGAAGAUGGAGCUCAUGAUGGCACAUCAGGAACACACGGCAAACCGUGACGCCAUCCGAGCCAUUGAGCAGCAGAAGGAGGAGGAGGAAGACGAGGAAAUCCGUCUGUUCGCUGCAGCCAAGAAAAAGAUGACAAAACUCAGGAGGGAGAGAGAGUCUGAAAUGUUCAAGAAGGUUCAGGACCACCGAGACAAGAUGGUGGACCUUCUGUCCCAGCAGCUCAAGAAGAAGGUGGACAACGAGGACGAGCGGAUCGCGAAGGCGGUGGCCGAGAACGAGGCAAAGAUGGAGGCGGAUCGCGUGGAGAAGGAGGAGAAGAUCAAGGCAGAGCUGAAGUCCAUCGCUGAACACAGGACAGGAGUGCUUUCCCAGCAGGAGCAGAUGAGAAGAGAGAAGGAGAGGAAGGACCAGGAGGUUCUGGAGCUGAAGAUGGAGGCAGACAAGAUCUUCCAGGCCAAACAGGAGGAGAGACAACGCAAACAGCUGCAGGACAGGAAGAACCUGGCCGCAACGCACCUCAGACAAGCGAGUGUACAGAAACAGCAGCUUGUCACCAAGAAACAAGAAGACCUGGAGUACGACCGCAAGAACUUUGACCUCAUCGCCGUCGAGGAGCAGCAGUUCCAGGAGUACGCCGGUCACGUGAUCAAGAAGGCGGUCGACGGCGGGAGGAACCCGUACCCGCUCAUCAAGGCGGCGCGUGAGGGCGCCGGCGGCGGGAAGGGACCGUUGUUUGACGGGAAGGGAGGGAUCCGUCCCAGCUACAUGGCGACUGACGGUCAGGGUACGCAGCUGUCGGCUUACCAGGGUCCCACAACUGAGGAUGUUAAAAACAUACACAUCGCUCCCGCAGAUAAAGCCAAGAAAAGACUAGGAUUUGUAUGGUGAAGUCAGUAAUCAUUGAUAUGUUGUUAACAAGGUUGUACAGUAAUGUAUGUUGUCUCAUACGUUAAGUGUUGAAAUGUCUUCAUAAGAUUAAAAUGCACAGAAAUGAUACUGAAACAUAGCAUAUACAUUGUAUCAUUGCAAUUUACUUUGCAGUUUACAUAUGCUACAGUUAUCGUUUUGUUUGAUUUUACGAUUCAUGAAUUCUGGCCAUUACUAGAAAUAUGUCUACAUGUAUAUAUUGUGAAGUGUUAUGUCAGCAAGAUUAUUACAAGAAAAACUACUCUUUUGUAUAUUUUUCAUGUAGAAACAGAUGGAGAUUAUUGUAAGCCAGUGCAGUAAACUGUUAAAACAAACCACAGCUUGCAUGAAGUAGGAAAGUUUACACUUGCCCUCAGGUUACAUUACAUGCAGUAAAUAAACAUGGGUGUAGAAAAUAAGAUAGACAUGUCCUGUGCAUGAUAUGCCAAACUUUAGAGUUACAGUUUGUAACAUUUGCCAGUUGCUUGGCUGCUAACAGGCAAGGCUUCCAAGUUAUCACAAAGAGAUUUAUUGCAUUGUUUCAAAUAAAAUGCAUCCAUCUUGUACAGUCAAGCCUA